AUGCUGACCCUACCCCCUCGAUCAAUUUUCACGAGAGCGACGCAGCUCCCGAAGGCCAUCUGGUCGUUCUAUUCCCCCAUCGACCAACAAGCCGAUUCCGACAACCAAGAAGCACCCGCCAUUUCAGAGGAGAUCAGUGGGAUCAAGCGCUAUGAAGAUUUUACCACAAUAGACUGGGUUCAAGAUGCUGUCUACGAGCAGUCACGGCGGCGCGCGAAACGGCGCAGCGGCACUAGAUUCUGGGAUCAGGAAGGCAUUUUGGGCUGGAGACGGAAAAUGUACGAGUCAUACGAUGCAGGCCAAGCAUGGCUUGUUGUUACGCUUGUGGGAAUGGCAAUUGGAUUAAACUCAGCUUUGCUCAAUAUCAUCACGGAAUGGCUCUCUGAUAUUAAGCUGGGCCAUUGUACUACCGCAUUCUAUCUCAACGAGUCUUUCUGCUGCUGGGGCGCUGAGAAUGGCUGCCCUGAGUGGAAACAUUGGACUUCAUUUUGGCUGUUCAAUUAUGUUUUCUAUUUCUUUGGCGCGUUACUACUUUCAUCCAUCGCCGCAGUCCUGGUCAAAUCAUUUGCGCCGUAUGCCGCAGGCUCUGGUAUCUCAGAGAUCAAAUGCAUUAUUGCUGGCUUCGUCAUGAAGGGUUUCCUAGGUGCUUGGACUCUUCUAAUCAAGUCGAUUGCCCUUCCACUGGCUAUUGCGUCGGGUUUGUCUACGAGAGAAAUCUUGACUGCCUCGGCGGCAGCUGGUGUGGCUGUCGCUUUUGGCAGUCCAAUUGGAGGCGUGCUGUUCUCUCUAGAGGAAAUGGCAAACUAUUUCCCCCUCAAGACUCUUUGGCGCAGUUAUUUCUGUGCCUUGGUCGCAACGAGUGUGCUGGCGGCUGUCAAUCCUUUCAGAACUGGUCAAUUGGUCAUGUUCCAAGUGGAGUAUGAUCGCACAUGGCACUUUUUCGAGCUCCUCUUCUUUAUUGGCCUCGGUGUCUUCGGUGGACUUUACGGCGCAUUCGUAAUGAAAUGGAACCUUCGAAUGGCUGCCUUCCGCAAGAAAUACCUUUCACAGUGGCCCAUAACCGAGUCAGUUGUUCUCGCGGGACUCACUGCGAUCCUGUGCUAUCCCAACAUGUUUCUGAAGAUCAACAUGACCGCAAUGAUGGAGAUCUUAUUCCGCGAAUGUGAAGGUGGCCAUGACUACGAAGGACUAUGCGAAUCCAAGAACCGAUGGCCGAUGGUCUUCUCACUAGCUAUUGCGACUGUUCUUCGCACUGGCCUGGUAAUUAUUUCCUACGGCUGCAAGGUACCAGCUGGUAUCUUCGUGCCUUCGAUGGCCGUCGGGGCUUCGUUCGGCCGCAUGGUUGGAAUCAUGGUACAGGCAUUAUAUGAAUCAUUCCCGCAAUCGGCAUUCUUUGCUUCGUGUGACCCAGAUGUUCCUUGCAUUACGCCGGGAACAUAUGCGUUCCUGGGAGCUGGGGCAGCCCUUAGUGGAAUCAUGCAUCUGACCAUCUCUGUAACGGUCAUUAUGUUCGAGCUGACUGGCGCACUGACCUACAUUCUACCGACCAUGAUCGUGGUAGGCGUCACCAAAGCCGUUGGUGACCGAUUCGGCAGCGGCGGUAUCGCCGAUCGAAUGAUUUGGUUCAACGGGUUCCCAUUCCUAGACAACAAAGAAGACCACGUCUUCAACGUACCUGUAUCCCACGCAAUGACCACAGGCCCGCUCUCGGUGCCAGCAUCGGAUUUCCCCGUACGCGAAGCAGAACAUCUCCUAAACGACAACAAGUUCCAAGGCUUCCCCGUCGUGGAAGACCGCACUUCCAAAACCCUAGUCGGAUACAUCGGCCGAACCGAACUCCGAUAUGCUAUCGACCGCGCCCGCAGCCAAGGCAUGGUCGCGCCAAACGCCCGGUGUGUAUUCACCAAAGACGCAGCUGAUGCAGCCAUUGCGCGCAGGGCAUCCGUCUCGCACCACGCUCGGUCAGAUACAUUCGAUGCAAUCGAGCAGAGCGCUGGAGCAUCUUUCGUCGAUUUCUCACGAUAUGUCGACCACACACCGCUGACCGUUCACCCGCGCCAUCCUCUCGAAACGGUCAUGGAGAUUUUCAAGAAGAUGGGCCCGCGCGUUAUUCUCGUCGAGCACCGCGGUAAACUCACCGGCUUGGUUACUGUCAAGGACUGCUUGAAGUAUCAGUUCAAGGUCGAAGCCGAGGAACAUACUCUGGCAGCGACGAGUUCUUCUGAAUUCGGUGCGCUUGGUGGACAUCUGAAUAACCCUGCUCCUGAAACACUGGAAGACCGCUUGUGGCGGCUCAUUCAGAAUGUCGCUGGGUUUGUGUCUGGUAAGGUCUCUCGCCGGCCGGUCCGGCCGCGUGACCGCACUGUACCUAGGCAAUCGGAGCCGGCGGAUACCACAGCAGGCAGGGAUGAUGAUGCAGCGGUAGAAUUGGAGGAUAGAGAGGAUCGGCCGAUGAUCCCAUGA
Messenger RNA from Penicillium crustosum, 2463 nucleotides. Its product is annotated as chloride channel protein. Gene Ontology annotation, cellular component: early endosome; Golgi apparatus; endoplasmic reticulum. Gene Ontology annotation, biological process: intracellular iron ion homeostasis; transmembrane transport; chloride transport. The record is from RefSeq and is a predicted model, not a curated record. NCBI's taxonomy places the organism in Eukaryota, Fungi, Ascomycota, Eurotiomycetes, Eurotiales, Aspergillaceae. Gene Ontology annotation, molecular function: voltage-gated chloride channel activity. The transcript has 9 exons. The coding region runs from base 1 to 2463 and encodes 820 amino acids.